AUGGGAGUGCUAGCCCUUUCGGUGCUGGUCACACAAAUGUAGCUUCAGGAUUACUUGGACACAUGGCUGAAGGGACUUAAACUUUUCAUGAUUAUUAGUUCACUUUUCUCUAUGUUAACUGUUGCUGCUUAUAAAAGGUCCUGUGUGUGGAGCUUCUUGACACUGACAUGGGCAUUCCUUCUUGGCUUGUGUUCUUAUCGCUACCAUCAGAAGUUUGCUGACAUCAGCAUUUAA
This is a messenger RNA of Tachysurus vachellii, 234 nucleotides long. It is a transcript of the gene slc48a1a, whose product is annotated as solute carrier family 48 member 1a. The record is from RefSeq and is a predicted model, not a curated record. Gene Ontology annotation, molecular function: heme transmembrane transporter activity; heme binding. NCBI's taxonomy places the organism in Eukaryota, Metazoa, Chordata, Actinopteri, Siluriformes, Bagridae. Gene Ontology annotation, biological process: heme transport. Gene Ontology annotation, cellular component: lysosomal membrane; plasma membrane.